This is a messenger RNA of Zonotrichia albicollis (white-throated sparrow), 4278 nucleotides long. The record is from RefSeq and is a predicted model, not a curated record. Lineage: Eukaryota; Metazoa; Chordata; Aves; Passeriformes; Passerellidae.
GCUGGCUCAGGGUGGGCUCAGUGGGUGCAGAGCAGAGCAGGGGGCAGGGCAGGGCUCAGCUCACCUCGCUCCCUGCCAGUGGCAGCUGGCAGUGCCAGUCCCGCGGGCAUUGUCAGCCCUGCUCCCCACGGGCUCAGCCACCAGGAAGGAUUUCGUUUUGCUGAACAAGGUUUUUGUUACAAAGCAGCGAGUGCACAGAGCAGAAUGCCCACAAACCUCAGGAUGUGGAGAACUCAGCUUCCAAAGGAAGCUUGGAGGAGGUUAGUGCAGGUGAGUGGCAGAAAGGAGGAUGUGGUGUUCCCAUCUGAGUGACUCCACAUCAGCUGCAGCCAGCCGUGGUUCUGCUCCUUUGAAGGCCUUGACAUGAAGUGAGAUAUGACUCUGAGAGAAUUGGUGGUUAAAAACUUCCUUAUCAGAUGAAUAGCAACUGAAGGGUCUCACAGAUUAAUGAAUAAAAGGUUCUGACAAACGACUGCAGGAUAAUCAACAAAUAGCUGAGCAAUUAGGGCAAAAUGUUCAUAGAAUAGAUAAAAGGCAGAAAAUGGUAAAUAAUCAACAUGAAGGAUGGUGAGCAGGGGUUCAGGUAGUACAUCAUGGGCUCCAGCAAAGAGCACACCUGGGGCUGUGAGGGGGAUGGAUCUGGCACUAGCACAAAUAAAGGCAUUUCCAUUGUUUAUUAGUUCAGGAUUAGUUCAGGUAAGUUCUGACAAUGCUAGGCAGCUUCAUCAAUCACAGCCAGAGCUUUGGAAAGGAGAAAAACACCAAACUGAAUGGAAAGUUGUCUUGAUUUUCCAGGUGACAGAAAGGAGUGAGUGUCAACCAUCACCAGAGCUGGACCAGCACAGAAACGUGGAUCUGCUGUGGUGGGUAAGGACAGCUCUUCCAGCUGUAUUGUGCAUGGAUUUUACUGGAGCUGGGCACCUGGUUGAGAGGUGUUGGGGUCUUUUUGUUCUGCCCACUGCAUGCAGUGUGGUGCCUGUGUUUCACCCUGGAGGGAUGCUCCCUGAGAUGCCCACACUGUCUCCUCUGUGUCAGAGCAUGGCCCUUUCCUGCAGCAGGGUGGUGCCCAGUGGGAUAAAGGCAUUUCAGCCUUGCUUGCACUGGGACCUGGGGCUCUCUCCUCUCUGGGGUGCCUGCUCUCUCCAUCACCCACAGCUGGGUAUGUUCAGGGCUGGCUCAGAGCUGCAUCAGCCCCACUUUCCCAUUGCCAGCCAUGCUUUGCUGUGGCUGGAAGGAGCACACCAGCUCACCCAGCAGUUUGAAAGCCCUUAUGUUUUAUUUCCUUUUGCCUUCCCUCCGUUUCCCAGCCCCAUCCAGUUUAAUUUAAAAGUACUGUGCUCCCCUUUCCUGGGAGGCCAGCGUGUGUCUAGCAGGCAGUGUAGACACAGCCAUGCACUAUUGUUCCUGUCAGCUCCAAUCACAGAGCCAUCACCAUCAUGGCAAAUCCCUUCCUCCCAUCUGCAUUCCUCUGCAUCCCAUCCUCCCUCAGACCUCCAUCCCCAGCCCCUGCAAGCAAUCCAGCAGCUGGGGAGGGAGGGCUGCCUUGUUAUGGUGGGGGGUCUUUUUCCUGUCAGGAACUUGUUUUUUCUGCCAGCAGCUAGGAUCUCUUGAGAGAAAGCAAACUGAAAACGUCUUUGAGCAGCCUCUUCUGUUCUGCCCUCCUGGUGCCAGUUGAAAAUGAGAAGAAAAAGGUGUGUGUGGGGGAAGAUUAAAAAAAAUAAAGAAAAGAAAAAGCUCUUCAAAAAGGAAGGCUCUUCCAGAGCCCAAACAAUCAAUGGGACAAUAGGAGAAGAGGAUUGCAGCUCUGCUCCAUCCCCAAGCUGGGCUCUGAAGUGGCCUGGGCGAGGAGCUGAACAGACAGAGCCUGGGCAGAGGGCAGAGCUGGAGCCAGCUGGGGCCAGCCCUGCAAUCAGGCCCACGCUGAGGGCUGGGGGCUCUACCCAGGGCUGGGGACACAGGCAGCAGUGACCCCGAGCCCCAGCUCAGUGCCCUGGGCCUGCCCCACUGCACAAUUCACCCCUGCGCCUGCCCCACUGCACAAUUCACCCCUGAGGGCUCUGAUAAAGACACACCUGCACAGCUGCAGGUGUGACCUCUUCUGUUUGCCACCAAAAACACAGAGGGAGAGAGUCAAGGAUCAUUAGCUGAUGAGGCAAAACUGCCUCUUGCCUUGUGCUUCUAUUUUUCCUGUGAGUAUCACAGAAAAAUUCCAAUCAGCUGCUUGGGAGGCAUAGCUUGCUUGUCAUCCUUGCUGUGUCCAGGACAGGCCUCUGUGGAGGGCAGAAGAGAAAUUCUGUUAUAAUUUGGGAGCAAAUUACAGCAGUUUCUGCAGUUUGGGCAGCUCCAGCCUGUACACUCCCCAUGCCAUAGCUCCAGAGGCUGUCAGUGGCCCCAGAGAGCCUGCAGGCUCUGGCAUCCUCAAAGGCAUCUAAUUGUUCAGGACACAGUGAGUAUCUGCACUUACAGAAAUCAAGGCUGGAGUGGAGCUCCCCUGAAAGCCAGGCUCUGAGAAGCCAAGAUUCAUUUUCAGAAAUGUUUCAGGUGCGUUUCCAGCGUGCAGAGGCACACAGCAGCUCUGGCCAGGCUGCUCUGGCAGGCAGUGCUGGCCCCUUGGCUUGGCUCUGGCUGCAAACACACACACACAGAGCCUGCUGUGCAUCUCCCACCUGCCUGCCUGCCUAAUUCCAGGAUUACAGCUCAGGGACAGGUAAGGAUGAUGGGCAUGGCAGAGGAUCUCAUGUCCUUACAUCUGCAGGGAGCCCCGUGCCGCUGUCCUGCUGGCAUGAGCCGUGUAAGCCUCUCACUCAUCAUCACCUUGGGAAGGGGGAUUUGCUCAGCCUGGGGUGCUUCGCUCAGGUUUUGAUGUGCUGGCUGAGAGAACUCCGUGGCUGCCUCUGUGUAUGGGAAUUAAUUGUGGAUCUGGGCUGUACAAAGCAAUCUUGUGGGCUCCUGCUUCGUUAGUGAUGGGAUCCGCUGGCCACUGCACCGCUGAGUGCCUCAAUUCACACUGCAGACAGCAUUGCUGGAAGGAGCAGACAUCUGGGUGCAAUUUGGGGUGUUUCACCAAUUGUGUGGAAUUUGGGAUGUUUCACCAUUUGUGUGGAAUUUAUGUGGAAUUUGUGGUAUUUCACCAGUUGGGUGGAAUUUGGGAUGUUUCACCAAUCGUGUGGAAUUUGGGAUGUUUCACCAUUUGUGUGGAAUUUAUGUGGAAUUUGGGGUGUUUCACCAGUUGGGUGGAAUUUGGGAUGUUUCACCAAUUGGGUGGAAUUUGUGUGGAAUUUGGGAUGUUUCACCAACUCUUCUCAUUUAAUUCCUAGCAUCCUCCUCUCAUCAGGAGGGCAGCUUGUGGUGAGAGGCCCGAGCACAGGGUAAGUGUUGUUCUCCCUGCUGGAAAGGUGUCCUAUGGAAAAGAUUCCACUGAUUUUCUUUCCCAGAGAAAGCAGGUUAGUGUGCAGGGUCUGGCCUGUGGGCAUGGACAGGCACCUCGAGGCUCCUGCUGGUUUAAGGACAGAGUAAAAUGUCCCAACAGCUACAGAUGAACAGCAGAACACAAGGCUGAAGUGGUUAUUUUCUUCUCUUAACCAGUCUCUUCUUAUUUGUAAACUAAUUAAAUUUAUUCUUUGGCAAUUUGAUACCCCGAGCCACCACCUGCAGGAGCCUUAUUGUUUGGUAAAAAGGAAUCAUUUUUGUUUUCCAUAAGAGACCUGGAGAGGACAAAGAAGCAUUUCUAUAUUGUAUGCAUUGGCAAGAAGGAUUAGACAGGCUGUAAUCUUGGUCAGUCUGACUUCUACAAUUAUGGAAAAUUACAAAGAUUGAUGUUAGUUGCAAUUUAUCUUAUUCACAAACUGGUACAGGAUGAAUCUUCUCUUUUGAAAUACAUAUUUCACUAAAACUAGAGUACAUAUGAAGUGAAUUCUUUUUCUUUCUUUUCCCCAUCAGAUUGAUAAUAGUCUGUGUAGGAAAGAGCUGAAAAACACAAAAAGAAAAAGUUGGAGCUAUUUGAAUUGUCAUGGCAAUAUCCUGGAUUUUUCAAGAAGUUUGGUUCUGUUUAGCUAGUCACUUUAAUUUUCCUUCACUAACUUGUCUCCAUUCUCUGCCACAAUGAUAAUUCUUUAUAUGACUGUCAGCCCUUUGCAUUGUGACAGCUUAAAUUAAUGUUUUGAUAUUUCUCUCUUUGUAAGAAUACAACAAAGAAGACAACUGCCAAGGAUAGGACAGAAACUAUAUGAAUGUAAAACAGACACUGCGCACCAAUAAAGCCAGAAGGAAUAAUUUUCA